Messenger RNA from Lodderomyces elongisporus, 1665 nucleotides. RefSeq lists its product as uncharacterized. The coding region runs from base 1 to 1665 and encodes 554 amino acids. NCBI's taxonomy places the organism in Eukaryota, Fungi, Ascomycota, Pichiomycetes, Serinales, Debaryomycetaceae. The transcript has a single exon. The record is from RefSeq and is a predicted model, not a curated record.
AUGCAUCAGAACGAUUCCAAUACCAGUUUAGGCGAUUUCCAAACACCGACAAUACUACCUCAUAGCGAACAAGAUACAACCAUGGAGUUACCACCGCUCCAGAAAUUGAGUUUAGGUGGAGCUUUACCAUCUGGCGAUAUCAAAAACUUUACAUUUAUUUGCUCUUUCCUCAGCCACAUCUUGAACCUUAAGGACCCUGUGCAAAUUCUUGAGAAAGUAAAGGAUACAAAUUUUUACAAGUCGAUUCAGUACCCUGAUGGAUACGACGAAAUACCGAAGAUUGAGAUCAUGAAGAAUAUAGUAUUCCCAUUUGAUACUUGGUUGCGGGAUGAAGUUUCUGUUAAGGAUAUAAAAAUCAAGAUCAUAUUGCUUAACGAAAUAAAUACCAUGAUGGAACUUGAAUUACAAACAGCCGAUGACCAAACCUCAUUUGAAGAGAUCACCUUAAACUACUAUGCAAAGCUACUCACCGCGUACAAGAUGUAUGACAUGCCUGCACGAUCAACAUAUCUAUUUAAUACUACUACCACCACUGCUAGUAAUAAUACACCAUCAACAUCAUCCAAUACCAACAACAUCAACAACAACAACAAUAGCGCUUUUGCUCUUGGCUCUGCCAACAUAAUUGAUGAAUCAAUUGAUGAACGAUUUGAACAUGUUGGUGAUCUUAGGAGUACAAAUGAUUCUGAGUUCAACUACUUGGGCAAACCCUUGUAUAGAACCAAUUCAAACCUGUCGCAAAAGUCACAAGGAUCAUCAACACAGAACCGCAGGGCAAGCACAUCGAGCUCGUUAUCGCGAAGAAGAUUUUCAUCAUUGUUGAAUGUAGGGAGUAAUCAAAAUAAGCACGGAAGUGAUUCAUCACUUGAGAAUGAUACCAACGCUCCCUUGUCAAAGCAAAUUUCAUCACCUCAUACACCACCCCAGCGGCCAUUUCUGCAGUUCAAUUUUAACCACCAUUUAAGUUCAAGUUCAAGUUCUGGUGCAAAUUCAGAUGCAAACCAAAACGGCAACUUUAACACCCAUUCUAAUGCUUUUGUUAAUGGUAAUGGAAGCCCAACAAUGAAAUCAUCACGCCCUACACUGCACGACGGCAACUCAACAACAUUCAACUCGAUUCUUUCAAAGCUGAAAAUUUAUACCCGAAUGAAAAAACACCGCGAACUGAAUGCUUCUUUAGGUUCAAACUUGUCACAACAAACUCAACCCAGCAAUCGGAGCAGUAUCAGCACCACACAGACUGGCCAAACUUCAGUUGGUACCCGAAGACGAAGCAUGGGUCUAGGCAUCUCCCACCCAAACCAGUCAAACACAAGUGCUUCUUCAUCAUUUGUCUCAACAAAUACAUUGGUGAUGGCCACACCUCCACCACCAACUUUACUACCACAACUUAACAGGGAAGAGAAUAUUGCCACUUCUGAGCAACGACACGAAAAUGCCAAAAACAAAUACGAUUACUACAUUCAGCUAUUCAAACUUGAGAAAAACUCUCAACGAAUUUUGAAAAUAUUGAACAAUCUGCAUACCAUUAACAAUAAGUUACUAAAGUUUAUUGAAUUUAUCAAAAGCAAGCUAUUGAAAUUCAUCGUCAUUGACAUCAUGUGCAUGAUCCUUGGGUACGCUGAAUUACAGAGCAGCAACUUUCAAAACGUGAGAAGAUUUUAG